Coregonus clupeaformis (lake whitefish) is the source of this 3081-nucleotide messenger RNA. RefSeq names its product dynamin-1-like protein. Gene Ontology annotation, molecular function: GTPase activity; GTP binding; microtubule binding. NCBI's taxonomy places the organism in Eukaryota, Metazoa, Chordata, Actinopteri, Salmoniformes, Salmonidae. The transcript has 18 exons. The record is from RefSeq and is a predicted model, not a curated record. The coding region runs from base 192 to 2207 and encodes 671 amino acids. Gene Ontology annotation, biological process: mitochondrial fission. Gene Ontology annotation, cellular component: cytoplasm; microtubule; membrane.
ACACCGAAUUUUCAAUGACAGCCUUGAAUACAACCCGGUUUGUAUUCGCUUAAAAUACAGAUAACGCUGAGUUGUAGAUAAUACAGAACUUCAGUUACUGUAGCUAGCUAUCAUUGCAGUAUGAAGUGAGCACGGUCUUGUUGGAUUGAGAGGAUAAUAUUCACCGUGUUCUCCGUGUACAGCCCUAAGAAAUGGAGACUCUUAUUCCCAUCAUCAACCGGCUCCAGGAAGUCUUCCUGACAGUGGGGGCAGAGAUCAUCCAGCUGCCUCAGAUAGUGGUGGUUGGCUCGCAGAGCAGCGGCAAGAGUUCUGUGUUGGAGAGCCUGGUUGGAAAGGAUUUUCUUCCCCGGGGAUCAGGCAUAGUCACACGGCGACCCCUAGUGUUGCAGCUGGUGAAUGUGCCCCCAUUGGCAGAGAGGAGGCUGCAAGAAAAUGGAAAUGGGGUAAAACAAAAUGCAAACAGCUACCCAGGGAUCAAGGCUGAUGAAUGGGGCACGUUCCUCCAUAGCAAGAACCAGAUUUUCACAGAUUUCCUGGAGAUUCGCAAGGAGAUUGAAGAAGAGACUGAGCGUAGCUCAGGCGGCAACAAGGGAAUCAGCCCUGAGCCCAUCUAUUUGAAGAUUUUCUCUCCUCAUGUCCUCAAUCUCACACUGGUUGACUUGCCAGGAAUAACCAAGGUUCCGGUUGGAGACCAGCCAGAGGACAUAGAAGCUCAAGUCCAAGAGAUGAUCCUAUCCUUCAUCUCCAACCCCAACUCCCUUAUCCUCUCAGUGUCUCCUGCCAACUCUGACUUGGCCACCUCUGAUGCCCUCAAACUGGCCCGUGAGGUCGACCCAGAUGGCCGCAGAACACUGCUGGUGGUCAGUAAGCUGGACCUGAUGGAUGCAGGGACAGAUGCUUUGGAGGUCUUGCUGGGUCGGGUCAUUCCAGUGCGGCUCGGAAUUGUGGGAGUGGUCAACAGGAGCCAGCAUGACAUCAACACCCAGAAGAGCAUAGAGGACACGGCACGGGACGAGCAGGCCUUCCUCCAGCGCCACUACCCAUCUCUGGCCUCCCGCUGCGGCUCCCGCUACCUGGCCCGCACCCUGAGCCGCCUGCUCAUGCACCACAUCAGGGACUGCUUGCCGGAGCUGAAGAGGCGUGUGACGGUGUUGAGUGCCCAGUACCAGGCCCGGCUCAGCAGCUACGGCCAGCCUGUAGAGGACCACAGCGCUACCCUGCUACAGAUCGUUACCAAGUUCGCCAGCGACUACUGCAACACCAUCGAGGGCACCGCCACGCACAUCCAGACAUCUGAGCUCUGCGGGGGGGCUCGGAUCUGCUACAUAUUCCAUGAGACCUUUGGCCGCACUCUUCAGUCUAUUGACCCCCUGGGGGGCUUGACGGAGCUCGAUAUCCUCACUGCAAUCCGCAAUGCUACGGGUCCACGGCCGGCCCUCUUUGUACCUGAGAUCUCCUUUGAGCUGCUGGUGAAGAGGCAGAUCAAGCGUCUGGAGGAGCCCAGUCUGCGCUGUGUGGAGCUGGUCCACGAGGAGCUGCAGAGGAUCAUCCAGCACUGCUCCUCCUACAGCACACAGGAGCUCCUUCGGUUUCCUAAGCUGCACGACUCCAUUGUGGAGGUGGUAACUAGUUUACUCAGGAAGCGCUUGCCCAUUACGAAUGACAUGGUCCACAACUUGGUUCAAAUUGAGCUCGCUUACAUCAACACAAAGCACCCAGACUUCACCGAUGCUGCUCAGGUCUCAGCAUCUGUCAACAGUCAACAGGGCAUGCAGGAUGGAGAUAAACACUGGAAGAAUGAGAAAGUUGCAGAGGAGAAGGCACCAGUGGCAGGUUUCAGCAGCCCUGUUAAGGGCCAGGCCAUCAACCUCCUGGACACAGCAGUGCCGGUGUCCCGCAAGCUGAGUGCCCGGGAGCAGAGAGACUGUGAGGUCAUCCAACGCCUCAUCAAAUGCUACUUCCUCAUCGUCCGCAAGAGCAUUCAGGACAGUGUGCCCAAGACGGUGAUGCACUUCCUGGUGAACUUUGUGAAGGAGCGUCUGCAGAGUGAGCUGGUGGGCCAGCUGUACAAACAGAACCUGCUGCAGGGGCUGCUCAUCGAGUCCCAAGACACAGCACAACAGAGGACAGAGGUGGCCCAGAUGCUGGAGGCUCUCCAAAAAGCCAGCAACAUCAUCUCGGAGAUCCGGGAGACACACCUGUGGUAGCCCAAUGUAACUAACCGUUCUCCACUGUUAGCAUGUCUUUGAGAGUGUGUGUGAGAGUGUAUGUGUGUCUGUAGGUGUGAAUGUGUGUUACGGUACUGUAUAGCAAUACCACUGAGCUCACACUGACCAUAAAACAUCCAGCCGUCCUUUUUUCUGUCCACUGGCCUCAUGGCUGGAGGAUUUGGACUAUUGUGUCUCACUGUGAAUAGAGUGAUUGAGACCAACACACUCAGGCAGAGCUGGUCCAUUGUAUUGAGAUGGCUUUAAUGUGAAAGAGACGACCAUGAUCAAAAACAAAGUAAGUGCAACAAUCGUCUGUCUAAAUAUCUGUUCGGUCUUUUGGUUGUGGUUGUUAAUGUGUUUUUUAUAAUGUGGAGUAUUACAUUGUUUUCUUGAGUAUUUAUUGCAUCUGAUCAUGGCACAUGUUGUGGCUGUAAUGUUGCAUUUGAUUCCAUUGAUUAGGUAUCUAUUUAUGGAAGAGUGAUCUCAAACCAUGAUCGCUUGAUACGCAUGUAGCAGUUUCUGAACGCAUAUGUAGAGUAAGUAUAAUCAGUCAGUAUCAGGUUUCCCCAUGUUUUAAGUAACAUUCUGUAAAGAUGAACAGAGGGUGACAACCAACCCUAGGUUGAACAGUGGGCAUUGUCUGCAAUAUAAUGUUGAAAUAUGAUCCAGGUCUUUAGGGAUGCUGCAGAGGUUUGGUUUGACCUGGUCUACAGUGCUGAUGGGUACAGUAGUUGUACGCUAGAACAGACGUAUGUUCUUGACGUGUCGCAUUUACGUAUCGUUCCAGGUGUACAGUUGCACUGUUUAAGCAUAUUAGUCCUAUAACGAAGUUGUAUGUUCACAACAUAGAAUACAGUAUUCCUUUUCUCCA